This is a messenger RNA of Heterobilharzia americana, 3887 nucleotides long. The record is from the annotation of a GenBank genome assembly. NCBI's taxonomy places the organism in Eukaryota, Metazoa, Platyhelminthes, Trematoda, Strigeidida, Schistosomatidae.
GGGGGCGCUUCUUUGUAACACAUUCGAUACGUUACGAACGAUGUCGGUUUCAUCAGACGAGACUGAGGUUGAUGAGUCCUGGAAAGUGAAUCUUGAGAUUGCUCUCCUGGAGGAUGCUGACAUUUUUAAGAUUCGUGAUAUUUGCGCUAUGCGCCCUGUUCCUGACAACCUGCGCCCUGACGUCUGGCGCAUAUGCCUUAGGCUGGAUGCCCAUUCGCAAGCGAUGGCUGAAUUUAACGACAUUUUCGAGUUAGAAAACCAGUCAGAGCUUCAUGAUGAAUGUGAAUUAGCUUCUGCUGAAAUAUUUCAACGUCUGAAUAAACAGUAUAAUCUUCAGCAGUUAAAAAAUCCUUCUAGUCUUUCUAUAAGUAGUGAUAAUGAUGACUUGGACUCAGAAGGUUCACCUCCAAUACCUUUCUUGCUCCGGCUGCAAAGAUAUCCAGUGAUUUCGAAUCAGUGUUAACACAUUUUGCUCAGACGUAUGCACUCAAUUAUAGGUCUUCUAAUGGUUGGGUGUCAAUACUUAAAGUAUUGUACAUUGUUUUGAAGCCAGCUAACCGAUCAGAGCUGUACGCGAGUUUUGUUUCAUUCUAUCAUCGUUUCAUUGCUACAGGAGUCAAUAUCGAUCAGUGUGUCAGCAUGGUUUUCCGUUUGUUGCUACAAUAUCAUGAACCAAAGUUGUGCAGUUUCUGGAUUCGUUUAAAAUUAGUCCCGAAAAUUACUUCAUACCUUGGAUAUCAAGUCUUUUCGCAGAUUUCAUAUCUGACGACGUAAUACCGUCACUAUGGGAUGUGUACUUCUGAAGUCAGACCCUUUGCUUGGAUUCUACAUUGGUCUACUUCUUAUUGUAAAUGCUAAAUCCUGUUUACUUGAUCGAUCUGUGGAUGAAACAGGUGAUGGAGAAGAAUCAUGCGCAGAAAAUCAACUUUAUUCCAUUGUUAAUCAAGCUACUGUUGAAAAGGUUAAAAAUAUACUGAUUAACCUACCGAAACCCAUGCGUGUUGGUGACUUAACAAGUCUUAUCGAAAUUACCGAGGUUUUCAUUAAUAAUACACCUGCAUCAUUCCGGUCUCGUUAUCUCCCCAUACUUUUUGGUAACGCCCAACUGGAAUCAGAACGUGCGGUUUUAUCUGAGGCAUUGUGUAUGCCAAUUACCAUUCAAGAAGUUUUGGAUGCACAAUCAAUGUACUUACAAGAAUACGGUGUAAGUAACUCCUCGAUUACGUUGGUGGAUGAACCGUCCGAUCUUCGCUAUCUUCUUGUCGAUUGUCGCCCUGCUGAGCAAUAUAAUGCUGGGCAUUUACCGACCGCUUUUUUCUUGGACUCAUCUUUGAUUAUGUCUGAACCUUUAAAGUUUCAAAACGCAGUCAAGUUUUUAUUAUCUACUCAAGAAAGAUCACUUGCUGCCGGAUCAUUUGCCGUUGGAAAACAUAUAACCUUUUUAAGCAGUGGGAGAACAGAAGAAGAUCAAUUGGCUAAUAUGGUUGUGGCUGAAUUUCUUCGCCAAAACACACCAUAUAUUAGUUUGAUUGAAGGUGGCUAUACUGUUUUGCAUGAAGUGUUAGGUGCUUACGAAGUGGGAAGGAGUUUAAUUGGUCACGAGCCUGCAGUGUGUUUAGGAUGCAUCAAUAAAAAGAGCUUCCUUUCCUCACCAGUUUCUUUGGAUGCAAGAAUGCAGCCAUCACCCCAACAAAACAUCGAAACGAAAGUUCAACAAAAUAUUUCCUCUAGUUCAGGUCUGUUUUCCAAAUUCUCAACUGCCAUUUUUAACACUGGUCGUCAUUUAGAUCAAGUACCUAAGCUACUGAAACUUACAGGCGUUUCUACCUCAAGUCCUGCACAAACGAAAAUGCCUACGGCACAAGUGACUACUCCAAACCAAUGUAUUCAGCACAAAGAAACAAAAAAGUCUGUCGCUUACAGAAACACAUCGUCUGUAUUCAGUAUUGAUGAUGAUUACGAUGAAGACGAUGCAUAUGAAGGUGAGACUGAAACUACUGCGAACAGAAAAAGUUGGACUGAGAAUGAAUCGAAAAGUGACACAUCAUCUGAUCAGUCAACUUGGUUAAAACGCUUCGUUAAGUCAUCUACCCAAUUUCCACCUAUUAUGGAGGGAGAUUUUCCUUCUCGUGUAGGUGGUAUGGACAGCUGUGAGGCUGGUGAUGUAAUUGAUACUACGCGAUGGUCUGGUCGACCAGAAGUGAGAGGUGUCUUUGAUACUCGAUUCCUUAAGCAGAAUGGGCAGUUGGGCGAUCAUGGAUUACUUGUUUUAGCAGAACGUCACCUAAUAUUGUUACAUUAUCCAACACGUCGGCUUUCAAAUCAACUCAUUAGUUCACUCAGUAACACUUUGCAGUCUGUUUUUAGCAAGAAGAAUUCAAAAGUACCUCAAGAUGAUGUAACCGUUCAGAAACAUGCAUUCGUCUAUCGGUCAAUCCCUUUGUCUCUUAUUGUAAAAAUUACUUCUAAUCGUCGUUUCCCCGAAUGUAUUACAUUCCACUACUCUGCGUAUGACGAAGGUGAUAUGUUAAAACUAAAUGAUCAAUCAUCACUUGGUAUGAAAGAUCGGCUGUUUAUCACUGAAGCAGGCGAAGCAGUUAAAAUGGUGAAAACUGCCAUUUUUACUACCGACGGUCAGUUAGAAACCUAGUUUGUACAGAUCGAUUUUUGCCUUAAUUCGUGAAUAAUGCUAUUUUUUGGCACAUAUCUCCACUCCACAUGCCUUUCUUGACAGUGGAAUCGUAAAACCACCUUGAUCAAACGUUUUUUUUCCAUUUCUCACUUACAUAAUAUUUUGUGUCCAUAGAAAACUGUGAUUGGUGAAUCAUGUAUAAUACUGUUUCACUCCACUAAGAAAUUCUUUUUUGUUAAUACCUUGCUAUCGUUAUAUCAUUUCUUCGUUAUGUUUAACCAAAGCAAUACCUCCUAUACUGACUUCUCAUUUAUGUGUAGGUGAUUUUCUUUAAAUGGGUUCUUUUGCUAUUGUUGAUUACAUAAACAAGACACAGUUCUUGUAUUGAUUUCAGUUUAAGAUUAUGUUUCACUAUUUGCUAAAAAUUGUGGUUCUUAUUUCACUAUUAGUUUAUUAGAUGACACUUGUGGGUUAUUAAAUAUCAACUUGUGGUUGGUGUAACUAACAAUCUUAAUAGUUCAGCAGCAUUUUGACAUAUUUUUAACCUUACGUUAAAUUAUGGUAUAAAGCCUUACAUAAAUUCCCUGUUAUUCUCAUUUCCCUUGACUGUAACUAAGUUUUCAAUAAUUCACUCUCAAACUCCGUUUCUCUUAUUUACUGGAUGUGACAAUUAGUCCUCACGUAUACUUUCACAUUGUUGCACUAAGUGGUUACUUUUCAGCCUGCCUGUUUUACUUUCUUUUUAACAUAAGUAUUGCUCAACACAACUCCUAAUAAAUCAUUAUUUACCUGAUUUCACCUUCCUUCUCAGUAAUGUAGUUAAUGAUUAUUGUCUUAACACCGUAUUUUCAUGGUCGUAGUGUUGUCGCAAUUCACUGAGCAUAUUUUUCUCGUUAGGGUUUCUCCACUAAGUGGACAAAUAUACGUUUUUCGUUCUCAUCACCUUUCGAAAGUUGUUUGAAUUUCAAGAAAUAUGAAUUUAUGUUCUUGUUCAAAAUAACUGGAAGAGGAUCGAUAUAGAAACUACAUACUACAGUCAUUGCCCUCUCAAACAUCAGUUAGUUCCGAUAACCCACAGCACAAAAGAACACAUCGACGGAGUGUGAUAGCCUCAAUCUUGACAAUUAUCCAACAGAAUUGAAAACCAGGUAGUCGUAUUUUUUCCUAGCAUUUUAAACCAGUCACCUUGGCUUACUGUUAUGACAUCAUCGUUAAACUGGCUAUCAUCCUAAGAAUCAAUAUUAUUCUGCGUUUG